Saccostrea cuccullata (small rock oyster) is the source of this 475-nucleotide messenger RNA. RefSeq names its product CD209 antigen-like protein D. The coding region runs from base 8 to 475 and encodes 155 amino acids. Gene Ontology annotation, molecular function: signaling receptor activity. NCBI's taxonomy places the organism in Eukaryota, Metazoa, Mollusca, Bivalvia, Ostreida, Ostreidae. The record is from RefSeq and is a predicted model, not a curated record. The transcript is spliced from 4 exons.
GAAGACAAUGCAUUUCAACAUUGAUCAGCUGCUUUUCUUGAUGAUUUUAGGCUUCAUCACAGGUCAGAUUCAUAUGGAUUUGGUAACAGCCUGCGAAAAAGAGUGGAUUUCGUAUCAAAAAAGUUGUUAUUAUUUUUCAACAUCCACAGCAACAUUUAGAGGGGCAAUGUCGGCGUGCUAUCUGAUAGGCGCAGAACUCCUGGAACUUCAGAACGCAAUUGAAAAAAAGUGGUUUGAUAACCAGAUCCGACUACGAGGUCAUUCGCCUCAGAUCUGGCUUGGUGCAAGUGAUACACAACAGGAAGGACAGUUUAUAUCGGUCUCAAAGGCUGAGGUUCUACCUUACAACCACUGGUUAAAGGGACAACCAGAUAACGUUGGCGGAGCAGAAGACUGUGCUACUUAUUGGCUUGCUUACAAAGCAAUGAAUGACGCACCAUGUCACUACACGUAUAAUUAUGUAUGCAAAAAAUAA